This is a messenger RNA of Rhipicephalus microplus (southern cattle tick), 372 nucleotides long. Its product is annotated as NADH dehydrogenase [ubiquinone] 1 subunit C2-like. NCBI's taxonomy places the organism in Eukaryota, Metazoa, Arthropoda, Arachnida, Ixodida, Ixodidae. The record is from RefSeq and is a predicted model, not a curated record.
AUGGCGGGCGAAAAGUACGGAACGCUGCCCCCGUAUUACGAAAAACUAUUUACUCCUGAACCUUUCAAUGAACAUCGUCUGUUUAUGAGGCGCUUCUAUUUUUGGGGCUUCCCUGGAUUGGCCGGUGUACUCUCAGCUUGUAUAGCAAACUAUUUCAUGAGGAAGCCAGCGUUCAGCGGUAUUCAAAAACACAUUUUCGGUGCGGCUUUAUAUGUCGCCCUUGGAGAAUCCGCCAUGCGCUACGCCGACCACCGUUCUAUGGAGCGAGAUGCCGUUCUUCGUCGCUACAUCUUGCUGCAUCCCGAGGACUUUCCAGAGCCCGAGCGGAAGAAGUACAGAGAUGUUCUUGAGCCCUGGAUUCCAGUGCGAUGA